AUGAGAAAAGAAUUGACAAUAAAACAAGAUGACUUUUGGCAUUUAAUCAAUCGAGAACAGUUUCUUUUAUUAUGUUUUAAUGCUCAUCUACGAUAUCGUAUACCUGCAACAAGUAAUGAUUAUAUUUAUGUACACGUUAAUUGUAAUGAUAAAACUGUCGGUGAACAUGCAGAACAAUAUAUUUUAUCUUAUCUUGAACCAAAACAUACAAAAUCAAUUCCCUAUCCACUAGAAUAUAAACAAAUAUUAUGUGAUGAUGAAUUAUUAAAUCGUUUAAUGAAAGAAUAUUUAGUUCAUAUUGAAAUUGAAGAUAAAACAGAUUCACCAAUGCUUACAUUUCAUUCAACAACAUUAACUGUUUUAUUUUUGGCAAUAGAUGAUUUUCGAAAAGCUAUAUCAAAUGUUCUUGCAUCGGAUAAAUCAAUAAUUAUGAAUACACAAUCAGCUUUAGAAUCUUUAUCAAAUAAUUUUGAAAGUCAAUUAACAACAGUUGAUGAACAAGAUCAAUUUGAUGAACAAGAAAAAGCUUUAUCACCAAUUAAAAAUAGAAUAAUAAUAAAAGAUAAUAAUGAUAAUGAACAACAAGAAGAAAGUUUUUUACCUUCACCUAUUAGACAAGAACCAAAAUUAAAAAUUGCUUUUCCCGGUGCUGAGCCAGCUGCUCGUGAAACUGCUUUAAAUGAAUUUAUUGUUAAACCAAAAAAACAAAAUGCACAUUCUCGUCAUUAUAAUCCUCGUCAACAAACAUCGGAUAUAAAUGAUAAUGAUCUUGUACGUGAAAUGCGUCAAAAAUUAAAAGGACAAACUUUACGUGAUGUUAUUAUUGAUGGAGCAAAUAUUGGAAGAACAUAUGGAGAUUCCGAAUUUUCUGCACGUGGUAUUAAAUUAGCUGUUGAUUUAUUUCAUGCAUAUGGUUAUCCUGAUUCAAAAAUUGUUGUUAUUUUACCAGCACAUUAUUUAUCAAAAGAUAAAGAACGUGUUUUUCCUGAUUUAAUUCGUCGAAAAAUAGUUCAUAAAGCAUUUCAACAAAAAAUUGAUGAUAAAAAUAAACGAUUUUAUGAUGAUAGAUUAAUUGUUGAUGUAGCUGUAGUACGUAAUGGUGUUAUUUUAUCGAAUGAUUUCUAUCGUGAUUUACUUCAAGAUUCAGGUGAUGCUGUACGAAAAGCAAUACGAGAAAGAUUAUUAUGUUAUCGAUUUAUAGGAGAUAAUUUAUGUUUACCUAAUCCAGUAUCUGAAGGCGGUUUAUCACUUGAUCUGUUUCUGUCGAUGUGA
This is a messenger RNA of Rotaria sordida, 1272 nucleotides long. NCBI's taxonomy places the organism in Eukaryota, Metazoa, Rotifera, Eurotatoria, Philodinida, Philodinidae. The record is from the annotation of a GenBank genome assembly.